ACAUACACGACGACGCCGGAGAGCUGCUCUCCAGUCCGGUGUGCACCUUCCCCCCCAGAGAUUUAGAACCUGCUGGAUUACCGUCGCCAGGACUGUCCCCCCUUCCGUCUUUGGACUUUACAUUCUUGGGGCGAAUUUUCCGAGCGAGUGCGAUGUCGUCCUGGUUGCAGUCCCCUGUGGGCGGCCGGGGGCCGGCGGGAGCCCCCAACGGAAGCGGCCAGCAGCUGCGGCUGCUGCGGAGAGUAGCCCCGUACCCGCAGAGGGAGGACCGGCCCGAGGAGCCCAAGGACGCCCUGGACAGCUAUGAAGAACUGGAACAAAUGCAGAACUACAGCAGUACCGUCAAAUUUGAAGGUUAUAAGCACCCGCCAAAUGCCAAGUCGGAGCUCUGCACCCCGGCAGAUAAACGCAAAGGCCUGUACCAGCGCUUCUACCGGCAGGUCCAGGAGGACAAGAAGCCGGCCGACUGCGUGGUCCUCUCCGUCACCACGGAGUGCCUGGAAUACCCCAAAUCGCUAAGCCAGUGCUUGCAGGAGCGCGGCCUGUCAGUGGAAAUGCUCUACCUUCAAGUGGAAUCGGGCCUGACCCGGGCCCUGCAGGAUGUCCGAGCAGUCGGUUCACCGUUAUGUAUACUGGUGGAGCAGAAAAACAUAGCUCUGUGCUCCUGCACGGUUAUCAUAUUCUCAGAAUCCCUCAAAAUCCACCGCAACAUGCCCAAAGACCAGGCCAUGGACUUUGUCCAGGCGGAAUACAACCGCAGCCUGGCCAAAGAGCGCCCCCAGAAGGAUCCGUCCGACAUCGCAGCCGAGGCGUCGCAGCUGCUGGAUGACUUCCUGGACCGAGAGAAGAUCGCCCGCCACGUGGUUCCCCCGGAGACCAAGCAGCUGCUGCUGCUGCUGGCCGACGGGGUGCACCUGUACUCCGAGGAGCUGGACACCGUCUCCGAGUUCCUCACCGCCCGCCAGGAGCACCUGCAAGCCUUUAACUCUGAGGGAGACAAGGACAACGCGUUGCCCCAGGGACUGGGGAAACCUCCUCCUCUGCUCCCGACGCCCACCGGGCCGUCCCCGCUGCAGGCCCUGUCUGUAGGAGGGGGGCCCCUGGGGGCCCCGUCUCCACCCGUACCACUCCUGCCAACACCAGGCUCUCAUCCCAAAACCAAACCCCCUCCGCUGCUGUCCCUGCAGCGGCUGAGCGGUCCUCCACUAGGGGGCCCGGGCCCCCGCGGCUCCAUGCCGCUACACCACCCGUACGGUCCUCCCGGGGUUCUCCGGGGGCCCCUGUUCCACCACGGCCCUCCGUCCCACCCCGGCCUCAGGGGCCUGCACUGGCCCCGGCUCACUCCCCCCUCUCUGAAGAACUCUCGUCCUCCACUCCUGUCUUCACCAGGCCUCCCUUUUCCACGUCAAGCCGGCCUGCGACACUAGGAGGACGACGUCCAAACACCGUCAUGUACUAGUGGCAGGGUUUUAAGCAUUUCAAUUACAUUUAAAGGAGAAGAUUCCAAGCGCUUCCAAGAGGCUUCCCUAGCUAAUGUUUCGUCCCCAAGAGAAGGAAGACAUUUCAUUCAGUUAACAGUUACAUUGAAAAUUGAUAGACAGUACUGUAUUAUUGUAAAUGGAUGGUAUGGGGUGUAUAAAUUGGCAGUUUUUAGUGUAUUUUCCUGAGACCCCUAUCACCAGUUUUUGUGUUUUUGUUUUUUUUGUGUUUUUUUUUUUUCUCUAUCUGUAAUGUUUUGAACACUGUGAUGUCUCAUUAAUGCUUCCAGUUGGCUGCUGGUUCUCAUUUAAAGCCAGGCCAGGUGUAUUUGUGGUGACAUGACUUCUUAUUUUUGUGUAUGUUACGGAGGAUCCGGCCUGCUGUCUUAGGUUUUAAAGAUGGUGCUUAAAAUGGACAAACAGACCUAAGAUCGUUUUCUUUCAGCACUCACAAAACAUGGUUUCUCUUUCACACACACACACA
This is a messenger RNA of Cololabis saira (Pacific saury), 1962 nucleotides long. RefSeq lists its product as uncharacterized. The transcript has 9 exons. Bases 153 to 1427 code for a protein of 424 amino acids. The record is from RefSeq and is a predicted model, not a curated record. Lineage: Eukaryota; Metazoa; Chordata; Actinopteri; Beloniformes; Belonidae.